AUGGCGAACUGCUCAUCCUUCCGGAAUCAUUGCAUGAUGCGCCCAUCAGAUUACCACACGCCGUCCCCACCCAGAGAUGCCGUCGAGUUGAUCUCUCCGGCCCGAACUCCCGCCCAUUCCCCCACGUCCCCCUCCUCCAUCAUCCGCAACGUCCCUUCCCGCGAUGGCCAGCAACCCAGUUACGAACCAUUUUUUGGUGUUCAGGAAUCUUCAAUAAAGCAUGAGUGGAAUAAUCCUUUUCAGGAUGGAAAUAGAACGGGAAGUCAACAUCCUCAUAAUCCCCAACCACAACCACAUCAACAAGAGUAUCACCACUACCGUGGUUCAUCCACCAGCCAUCCAACUGCAAACCCUGCGAACAAAAUCGGGCAGAGAUCCGGCUCAAACAUCGAUGCGCUGGCUACCAUUGCCCUUGCGACAAGCCCUACCUUUGCGCCUCUUACAUACGAUGAACCUGCGUCUGCUGGCCUCGCCACCACCACCACCACCAAACACCAUCAACCCUCUACUACCGACCAGUCCGAACGUCCAUCCAAACGCGCUCGGUCGGAAAAAGCUUCAUCUCCUUCAUGGCUAACGAGGCCUGUGACAAGCCACAUCUCGGCAUUCGACAGCAUGAAGACCGAUGCGGAGUUGCUGCUCAACUUUGCGAGACCAAGCAACUUCCCCCGCUACCAAGAUGGCCCAAAACCCCAACUCCAGCUGCAAUCCGCGAACCAGCCGGCAAGACCGAAUCGCCGAACUGCAGCAGUUCAAUGGGCUACAGAUCCUGCUGACUUGUGGGUGAAGAAAUGGGACAUUACUGCUGAGAAUAAACCAUCCUCCGCUUUCUUUGGGAGCAACCCUGGCGGGGCCCCUUCCCGUAUUCGAUCGAAGUCGGAUGGCUCCGCUUUCAUGGGAAGACCGGUGAUGAAUGGCUUUGUCUCCGGCUCUUCCCCGUUGCCCCCGUUGAUGGGACAUGCUCUUGAAGAUGACCAGGUCGAUCCGCGUGAGACUGUAGAGAAGCCUCACGGUACCAUGCAAGCCAACCAUCUAGAUGUCCAGCAAAAGCCACCCACUCCAUUCCAGCGUCGAAAUAGCGUGCCUGCCUCUGAUUUAAAAGCUGAGGACUCUGAUAACGACAGCUCGAGUCAAGCAACCUGUGCUUCAUGCAACCUCGACCGGAUCGGAUCCGAUGGAGAGGACGAGGACUCCGUGACAUGGAUAAGUUGCGAUGGAUGUAAUAAGUGGUUCCAUAUCGUGUGCGCCGGGUUUAAAAGUGACCGCGACACCAGAACGGUUGACAAGUUUAUCUGUCGUACAUGUCGACCUCUCCAUGGACCCACAACUUUUGUACGCAAGUCUUCUCGGGCACGAACAGCUAUCGACUAUGCUGGCUUGAAUCAAGGGUUCAUAAUGUCCUCGACGGAAACUCCGGAGCAUCAUUAUAUCCAGCCAAUCAAAGAUGGGAAGAUCACGUUCUUGCCAGACAACUUUGCGCGCAUACGUCCCGAGCUCGUCACUGCGGAGUAUUUUGAGAAAGGUAUUGGGAUGACCGAGCCGAUUGUCAUACCGGCAUCGUUCAAUACACGCGCCUCUGUCCCUGGUUCUUCUGAUUAUAUUCCGCCUGAAGUUGCCACUGAGGAGGAACUUGAUGAAAUCAUAGAUAACAUGCCCGAGGAUGACGAUGAUGGUAACUACACAGAAGUAAUCGACUGCGGUCAGGACUUGUUGGACAUGGUCAUCCCCCAAGGUCUGACCGUUCGACAUGUUGCUGAACUCUAUGGACCGGAGGAGAGGGUCGAAGUGAUCGAUGUCAAAUCGCAGCAAGGGGAGGACAAGAGAUGGAACAUGCAAAAGUGGGCGGAUUACUAUUAUGAUGAUUCCGCAUCCAAAAUUGUUCGAAAUGUUAUCAGUCUCGAGGUGUCGAACAGCCCGCUGGGAAGACUCAUUCGUCGACCCAAGAUAGUCCGCGACCUUGAUCUUCAGGAUCAUGUGUGGCCAGCCGAGCUACAGGCCAUAGGCGAUUUCCCCAAAGUACAAUUCUACGUCUUAAUGUCCGUUGCGGAUUGCUACACUGACUUCCAUAUCGAUUUUGGGGGUUCUUCGGUUUACUACCACAUUCUCAAGGGAAGCAAAACAUUCUUUUUCAUUCCACCCAAGGAUAAAUACCUGAAAAAGUACGAAGAAUGGUGCAACUCCGCUGCGCAGGAUACUACGUUUCUUGGAAACCAGACUAAGGAAUGUUAUCGCGUCGAUCUCUCAGCGGGCGACACGAUGCUCAUUCCUUCCGGUUGGAUUCAUGCCGUUUGGACUCCAGAAGAUAGUCUCGUCAUUGGCGGAAACUUUCUCACAAGAAUGAACUACGGAAUGCAAAUCAAAGUCGCGAAGAUUGAAAAGGACACCAAGGUACCUAAGAAAUUCCGCUACCCGUUCUUCCAGAAGAUCCUAUGGUAUGCUGCCAUCAAAUACCUGGAGGACGACCCGAUCCCGCAAUCGGUCCUGGAAUCCUUCUCCCGUGACGAGAAUUACCUCUUCUAUCGCGAGUAUCCGAUUUACUAUGAGUUCGGAGAACGCGGCAAUACUGCUAAGCCAGGAACGGAGUAUUAUAACGCUCGAUAUUACUCUCAGGCUGAGCUAGACGGGCUGCCUGAACUGGCAAAAUAUCUCCUGAGAACUGCCUUGAUUGCUGGCGGAUACCAAGUUGAUGGCGUUACGACUGAGACUAGGAAUGCGGUUAGGAGAUCCAUUCCCAAGGGACAGGGAGAUCCCGUUGAUACGAUUAUGAAGUUUGGGAUGUGGGUUGCAUGGAAGCGCGGAAAUGAGCCUGCCGCCAAGUGGACGCGCCCCGGUGCCAUAUCGUUUGACACCAAGGUUGAUAUGUCGGAUAGGAAACCAGCUGGAAGACCAAGUCGACGCUCGCAGCGGAACAUCGCUGCUGAAAGUCCGCAGCUCAACGCCAACGAAGCUAAAAAUAUGACAGAUUCGCAAACCAGCGGUCGUCGUCUGUCAGAUCUCUCAUCAGAAAAUACGAAUAACGGUGUCAUUUCCAGUACCAGCUCUAGUUCCACAACUGCGCCGUCGAUGAGCGGAACGCCCGGUCCACCAAAAAGGAAAGCUUCACUUAGCAAUGUGAAGGAUGACAUUAGCCAGUUGGCAAGUUCUUAUUCUACUAAUAAUAGUAAUAAUAAUAUCAAUAAGCCGCGCUUGAUGCAGAAGCCGACGGGCCUGGGUCCGAAACGUGUUGCUUGUGACGCUUGUCGGAAACGGAGAAUUCGCUGUCGACAUAAGGAUGAACAGAUGCUUGUGGAGAGUUUUGUGCCUGUUACUGCUUCAAUGUCGAGUAAGCAGCCUAUCAAUGGCAGAGUUAUAACUACUGUCGCUGCUGCUGCUGCUGGAACAUUCUCUGCGGUAAAUGUGGAUGGGAUUAAGGAACGGCAUGCUGCUGCUGUUGGUGAUGCUGGUGCCACGGUGGGUGAGGAUGCUUACGCAGCUGCUGCUUCUUCGACGAGCGGGUCACUGUUGAUGACAUCCCAGCCUAACGCGGGGAAAGUGAAGGGGUUUAGUUCGAAUUCUUCUGGUGCUGGGAAGAAGAGGAGAAGUAAGGCUUGUGAUGAGUGUAGGAAGAGCAAGCGUCGGUGUAUUCAUGAUGAGAAUGGCCGGAUAGAUCCCGUCAAGGCUCAGGAACGUUCUAAACCUCGAGCAACGGCUUCAACGAAGCGUCCACCAUUCAGUGAAGAUAAUCUAUCCCCCUCUCUAACCAAGCGCCAAAAGCCGGAGUUCUACAUUUCUGGCGAGGAACCUCCCCAGGCUCAACUUGACUUUGAGUCCGUUCGAACAGAGUUUCCCAUGAACCGCAUGAACGGAGAGAAUGAGAAGCCAGUCGCUGUUAUUCCAAUGCAACAAGAAAUUGGCCCAAGUCAAACGUCAUACGCCUCACCACCAACCUUAAAGGCGGACCUCGUACCGGCUGCAGAACUCACGUCCAUACCUACAACUGCGGCCCCAGCAAGCAGUCUUGUCUCCCCACCCACCUCGCUUGCAGAUGAUUUGGAGGUUGAUCCCAACCAGACAGAUGGCGAGGAAAAGGCUCCCAACGUUAAGAGCGAACAAGAACAGCAGAAGCAAAAUGGUGAACGCUCCGUCAUUGCCUACACAUCCACCACUGCAUCCCGCAACCCUACCCACCAACGUUGCGCAGUUUCUGAUGCGGAGGCAGGUAGUUGCAAGACCGCAACAACACGAACCCUACCUACAGUAACAGUCACAACCGAACCUUCAGACCUGUCAGUAACACUCCCAUCUUCAUCUGCUACCUCCAUCUCCACCGCCCUCAAAAUGCCGUCUUUCACUACCUCUUCCCCUUCCACCUCUCGCUGGCCCUCAUCACACAACCGCACAACCACCACUCCCCCAUCAUCCUCUUCCUUCAAGCACGAAAGGGAACAGAAACAGCACACUCCCGUUGUUGACAAGAAACGUGGUGUCGCUGUUGACGAAGGAAGCAACAAUCCUCCUCCCAGCCCCAGGUCUCAUCCAAACCAAAAACAAGACCAGGGCCAGAGUCAGAAUCGUAGCCAACGAACCUCGCCGGCGUCUCCCCAACGUCAUCGCAGCAAACUAACGAGUCGUGACCGCGGUAGCUUCUCAGACGCGGACGCAGACCCGGAUACAUUGCGGCUGAUUAGGGAGAUGCAGGAGCAAGAUUUUGGGUUGAGGAAGAGGCCUGCCCGGACGUGA
Paracoccidioides brasiliensis Pb18 is the source of this 4719-nucleotide messenger RNA. RefSeq names its product [Histone H3]-lysine-36 demethylase. Gene Ontology annotation, biological process: regulation of transcription by RNA polymerase II; protein demethylation. The transcript has 2 exons. The record is from RefSeq and is a predicted model, not a curated record. Gene Ontology annotation, molecular function: histone demethylase activity; transcription coregulator activity; DNA-binding transcription factor activity, RNA polymerase II-specific. Bases 1 to 4719 code for a protein of 1572 amino acids.